CGCAAAAUAUUUUUUCACUAUUUUAGCCACCCAAUGAAAUUAGCGACGUAUACAAGUAAGCGUCCCUUUAAUAACACAGUCCUGUCAUCUCGUAAAUGUGUGUAUUUUGAGAAUUUUAGUGCUGUUAAAAGCGGAUAGAUGUCUAAAGAAGUUUCUGAAAAAGUGGAGGCCGACAGACCAGAUAUUGAGGGUCAGUCUGACGAAAGCAGCGACGAAGCCGAAGCUUCAGGAGAUACUGAAAUGGACUUUCUGCGGAGUCUCUUCUCACGAACUCUUGGCUUGAGUUCUGGAGAGAAAGUUUUGGAUGAGUUGACAUUGGAUGGUGUGGCCCAAUACAUCAAGAGUGGAAAAUGCAAGAACAUUAUCUGUAUGGUCGGGGCAGGAAUAUCAACAUCGGCUGGAAUCCCAGAUUUUCGUUCACCUGGCACCGGUCUUUAUGCAAACCUGCAGAAGUACAAUCUGCCUUACCCAGAAGCCAUUUUCCAAAUUGACUACUUCAAGAAACAUCCUGAGCCCUUCUUUGCUCUGGCAAGAGAGCUCUACCCAGGACAGUUUAAGCCAACAGUGUGUCACUACUUCAUAAAGAUGCUGAAAGACAAAGGUUUACUGCGACGCUGUUACUCUCAGAAUAUUGAUACACUAGAAAGAGUAGCGGGUUUGGAAGGAGAGGACCUUAUUGAAGCCCAUGGAACUUUCCACACGUCUCACUGUGUGAGCUUCCCAUGCCGAAAGGAGUUUUCUAUGGACUGGAUGAAAGAAAGGAUUUUCUCUGAAGAUAUUCCUAAGUGUGACUCCUGUGGAAGCUUGGUUAAGCCUGAUAUUGUGUUUUUUGGGGAGAAUCUACCUGCCCGAUUCUUCACCUCCAUGAAAAUGGACUUUCCACAAUGUGAUCUUCUCAUUAUUAUGGGCACAUCACUGCAGGUGCAGCCAUUUGCAUCUCUGGUCAGCAGAGUAUCAAACAACUGUCCCAGACUCCUUAUUAAUAUGGAGAAAACUGGACAGUCUGAGUUUGGAGGGGGAUUAUUCGGUUUAGGAGGUGGAAUGGAUUUCGACUCAGAUAAAGCGUACAGAGAUGUGGCAUACCUGGGCACCUGUGACGAUGGCUGCUUGGCUUUUGCUGAUCUGCUAGGCUGGAAAGCAGAGCUGGAAGAGUUGGUGAAACGUGAACAUGCUUUGAUCGAAAGCAAAGAUGUUAAAAAGAAAGACAAGGAGGCCAAUCAGAGCUCUCAAAGCCCUCGGGCGGAGUCUGCAAAAAGUAAAAAGACUGAAUAGCCAAUCGGAGCAUGCACAGGCUGUUUUAUUUUUUGGACCCUAAUAGAUCAAUACAAUACAAUACAAUACAAUACAAUACAAUACAUUCGUCUCUCUGAGCUAUUAUGUCUUUCACCUGGCUGUCUAAUGUAAGAGCAGAUAGCAAUAGACACAACUGAAAUAGUACAGAAACCUCAAAGGGCUCAGAUAGGAAGGCCGAGAAAUAGACAGCACAAUGUGUGUGAUGCAUGUAAAAACGCAGAACUGUAAAUGAAUGAGAAUUCACACGUUAAUCCCAUCGAAAACAAAUGUGUGAAUGACAGAGACAUGGUGUGUUGUGUCUAAUGUGUCAGAACUGUUGUGUAAGAUGCAAAUUAUCCAACCUUUAUAAGCCAAAUAGUACACCUAAUUUUAUAUGUAAUUCUUUUGAGCAAUAUAAACCUGUGGUUUGUUAUUUUAUACUCCUUAACUCUUUAUGUUACUUUAUACGCCAAGUGUUGCUUUAAUGUAAAGUAUUAUAAUCACUGAGUUGGGAGUAUAUGCAUGACAGCUCUUAAAUUGCAUGUUUAAAAAAGUGACACAUAUAUGGUUUUGUAUUUACUAGUUUAUUAAGAAUAGAGAGAUUGAUGCAUGUAUUAGAUAGAACAAAGCAUAAGGGAUACAUUACAGUUUAAAGGAUGAUUUAAAGACCUUUCUUCGUGGGAGAAAACGCAGAGGAGCCAGGAGAAGAGACUUUGUCGUAUAUUUAAGAUAUUUGGGGAAUUUCCCAGUAGACGUAAGAAUCAAAGGCUUGCCAUGAGGCCCUGAAUAUGAUUCCUGGAAUUCGGACCUGAGACCGUACCUAUAAAUUGAUGCUGAUGCAGAACUUGUGCAGAUCUGGACGCCGCGCAGCAUCCAGCAUCUCCGUUGUCUGACAGCCUGAAAUCUUGUGUGCUCUAGACUUAAUACUUUUUAGACUUUAUUUUUGUUUUAUUACUUUUAGCUAAUUUGGGAUUUUUAUUUCUUUUCCUUUUAAUUCGGCAAAACUUGUAAUCGCAACUAACUAAAUUGUAUUAAUAAAUUUGAU
Misgurnus anguillicaudatus (oriental weatherfish) is the source of this 2317-nucleotide messenger RNA. RefSeq names its product sirtuin 2 (silent mating type information regulation 2, homolog) 2 (S. cerevisiae) (gene sirt2). Gene Ontology annotation, cellular component: nucleus. The record is from RefSeq and is a predicted model, not a curated record. Lineage: Eukaryota; Metazoa; Chordata; Actinopteri; Cypriniformes; Cobitidae. Gene Ontology annotation, molecular function: transcription factor binding; histone deacetylase activity, NAD-dependent; NAD+ binding.